This is a messenger RNA of Ahaetulla prasina, 2064 nucleotides long. RefSeq names its product RING finger protein 11-like. Lineage: Eukaryota; Metazoa; Chordata; Lepidosauria; Squamata; Colubridae. The record is from RefSeq and is a predicted model, not a curated record. The transcript is spliced from 4 exons. The coding region runs from base 84 to 650 and encodes 188 amino acids.
CAGCCGCCACUCCUCCCUCCCUCUAGAGCUGGUAGACGGAGGUUGACCGGGCCGGUCCCGGCAGCGGCCCGGAGCGGGCGGGCAUGGGGGGCUGCCUCUCCUCGCAGGCAGCUGAUGACCUGUCGCUACUCAACGAUUCUACCGGCGAUGGGACGAGUCUUGGGCCCGGAGACCCACCUCCCCUCCCUGCCCCGCCGCCCCCCUACGAGGAGAAAAAUAUGAAAUAUCAGCUGCACAAUGCUGUUUUUGUGCUACCAACCAUCAGUCUGGAAGUUCCCUUGGUUGAAGAGAAGACUACUUGGGCUGCUGAUCACACUCCAAUUCCAGUCUAUCACCCAACGCCUAGCCAGGCACGUCUUGCCACACAACUAACAGAAGAGGAGCAAAUCCGGAUAGCUCAAAGGAUUGGACUAAUUCAGCACCUUCCUAAAGGAAUAUUUGAUCCCGGCUCAGAGCCAUCAGAAAAGAAAAUCAAAGAGUGUGUAAUCUGUAUGCUGGAUUUUGUAUAUGGAGAUCCCAUCCGAUUCCUGCCUUGUCUACACAUCUACCAUGUAAACUGCAUUGAUGACUGGCUGAUGCGAUCAUUCACAUGUCCUUCUUGCAUGGAGCCAGUUGAUGCUGCUCUGCUCUCCUCCUAUGAGACUAACUGAGGUGGCUUUGAGCCCUGCUCUCAUUCAUGCUUCCAGGCUGUGGAUAUAUUGGGGGCCUGGGAUGUGGGACAUUAUUUGCACAAUUCUGGGGUACACCAAAGAAACCGGUCCCAGCCCCUAUGGACACACGCAGCCAUGCUGGCUGUACUAAAGGAUGAUUUGUGCCAUAUUUUGAGUGUUGCAUCCAAUGUAUGGGGGGGAGGGGUUGGAAGGUAAUAGGGAAUGGCAGAACUAAAACUUUCCUUCAACUCUACUCACAAUUUAGUUUUGUAGAAAAUCAAGAUUCUUCUUUGACCCAAUUAUCUAUCCUCAUAUCUUUGUAAGUCCCUAGUAAGCUAAUGAGUACAAUUGUAGGAAACUAGUGGAAUUCUAAUUUGUUAAUGAAAGAGAAAGUUGUUUAAAGCUGAUGCUGAAGAUCUCUUUAAGAUUUUACAAAUUAAGAGAUAUUCUAAGGCUAUUAUACCAGCUUUGGUCAGUUCAUGGGGGGAAAAGAAUUUAAUGUAGAAAAAACCCCAGGCAUUUUAUGUUUGGGCCACUAUUGAAAAUUCAUCUAUCAAUACAAGUACACAAUGCAGAAAACAAGCCUUAGAAGCUAGUUAGCUACCUGCCUAGGGUAGCUUGAAGCUGCAAUAUUUGCUAGGGAAGGAGACUGGACUUGUUCUUGUAGCUUUUGGAAGUGCUUCUUUUAAAAUAUUUUGUUUCAGUUAAGAGAAAAGGAUACCAUUUCCUUGCUCUCUUUUUCUCCAUCAAAUAAAGUUUUAUCUAUUUUGGAGUACAUGGUGCCUCUUCUCAACCCCUGUAGGGCAAGCAGAUUCUCCACCUAAUACUUAUUCACCAGACUAGGAGAAAGUCACAUGGAUGUAACAGAUUUUGAAAGCAAUAGUUUGUUUCACUCAAUCUUCAUUUGGGUGAAGUUCACUGGAAGGAGCAGGGAGGGGCUAAGUGCAGAUUGUCACAAUGUGAAAUUUCUGCCUUUCUACUAUAUGAAAAAAGUGUUGACAUUUAGAUAUAUAUAUAUAUAUAUAUAUAGCCUGUUUAAAGUGAGAAAUAUUUUUAUGGAAAGUUUACGAUUCAGUUUGGUAAGAUCCUUUUAGAUGCUGGUUGUGAAUUAAAACAUCCAUAUAUUCUGAAGAGUGAAGAAAUGUUUAUUUGUAGGCAAUCUACUAUUUGUCUUACAUAAAAGAAGAUUUUGUCCCAUAAGAACCUGUUAAGACAGGCUGUUACUUUGAUGCAGCAAAGCCAACAUGUGAAAAGGCUUUCCUUAAAUCAUAUUGUUUAUUGCCUUGCAAGUACAGAAAUGUAAAAGUGCUUUUCUGAUUAUGUAUUGUCCAUAACAAAGAUCUAGUGCUUGAAAGAUUUAAAAAAAAACAGAUGUACAUUGCAUUGAAAUGGAAAAUAAACAUUGUCAGCAGUG